This is a messenger RNA of Postia placenta MAD-698-R-SB12, 637 nucleotides long. RefSeq lists its product as hypothetical. The coding region runs from base 43 to 531 and encodes 162 amino acids. The record is from RefSeq and is a predicted model, not a curated record. NCBI's taxonomy places the organism in Eukaryota, Fungi, Basidiomycota, Agaricomycetes, Polyporales, Adustoporiaceae. The transcript is spliced from 3 exons.
CACCGCUAUCGUUGGUGGACACCUACGAUACACUACCGCACAAUGGCACUGCUGAAGCUUACCCCUCUUUCGACUCUCCUUUUCCCCUCCUCUCCCUCGCUUAAUUCCGCCUCCAUCGAAUCCCAUCUUGCGGACCUUGGUGUUGUCGCGCCGCAAUGGCGAUACACGAUGUACAGCCAGUCCCACUUUCAUUCGACCACACACGAGCUGCUCGUCAUAUCUUCCGGACGCGCACGGCUGCUUUUCGGCGGCGAUGGCAACCCUGAAGGCGUGCAACUGGAGGUGCAGAAGGGGGAUGCAAUGCUUCUCCCUGCGGGCGUCGCGCAUCGACUGCUGCAGGACCUGAGCGGCCCUGGCGGCGCGUUUGAGAUGGUCGGGUCUUACCCUGCUGGGGCUGAGCAGUGGGAUAUGUGCUAUGGAGAUGGCCGCGCGGACGAGGACCAUGCGGCUAUUGAGCGCAGAAUCAAGAGCUUGAACUGGUUCACACGCGACCCGCUCUAUGGAGAGACAGGCCCGGCCUUGCAGAUCUGAUGAUGUAGAGCUGGGAACGAAGAGCCUUGAUGGAAGAACACAUUAAAACAAUCUAUCAUUAUCACGAAUGUUAGCUAUACGAGAGACGGGAUUUGUUUUCAUCGAA